Cooperia oncophora is the source of this 903-nucleotide messenger RNA. The record is from the annotation of a GenBank genome assembly. Lineage: Eukaryota; Metazoa; Nematoda; Chromadorea; Rhabditida; Trichostrongylidae.
UUGCAGAAGUCUAACACUGUAGAACGCGAAGAGUUCGUGACGUUGAAAGUCGGUGAGGAAACACUGGAUGGCGGUACAGAUGUGGUUGACCAGUUUUCCGAAAGUAAGGACGAGUUGUAUCGGUAUCGUCCCAAGCUCAUCACAUAUAGCAGCAAAAAUGACGACAUUAGCCGUGCGCAAAUGCUUGAGGGACCAGGUGGAUUGAAGCUCGUUGUUUCUGUUGAAAAAGCGAAUGAGGACUUGGAAUCGCCGCCUUCUCUGAGCAUGGAGGAGUCAGCGAACUCACAAAAUAUUGGCAGCGAAGUUAGCACCUCCGAGCUCGAUGGAUACUGGGACGACGAUGAAAUGAAUUUGGAGAACGAUGAAUUGGGCGACAGAGAAUUUGGGGCUGGAACGUCCUUCAACCCGAUGACUACACCUCAGGUCAUAGGAGCCCUUGCGAACGCAAACGAUGAUCCCUAUAAACCUAAAAUGGAGUGUCCAACAUGCGGUCUGAUUCUCUAUCGUCAUAAUUUUUCUACCCAUUAUCGAAUUCAUACUGGAGAACUCCCAUUUGCUUGUGAAUUUUGUUCAAAACGGUUCAGGACAAGUUCAUCUUUAAAAGUUCACGUACGAGCUCAUACUGGUGAAAAACCAUAUAUUUGUCCAUCUUGUGGUUAUUCAACUAUAACAAAACGAAACCUUGAUCGUCAUAUUGAAAAUCAUCACGUUCGUACGGGAGGAUCUAAAGGUCCAGCAACAAGAAAAAGCAGGUACCGAGAAGCUAUAGACAUGGAAUGGGUCGACAACGUUGGAUCACAUAUGGUUUCUCAAUACGACAGGAACUAUAAUGAAAAUCCAGAGAAUAUGUCAGGAUGGAAUAAGAGCGGUGCUCCAAACACACAAGAAUCGUCAACGUUAUGA